GCCGAACUUGAGAGAGAUUGAGCUUGGGACCAAAGCAAGAAAGCGAACAAAAUUUUGUCUGAUUUUGGAUGGCUCCAUCCCAAGGACAAGAAGUGUGGUUCUCUUCAACUUCUACUAAUCUGUCCCCUAUCCAAGUCGAUCUCUUUUCUCGCAAAUUCUGCUCAAAAUCAAGUUUUGGAUCGCCGGUUCUAAUCUUUCUGGUCCUGUUUAUUAUUUUGCUCCAAUGGAUCUGUCUCGCCCCGAAAUUAUUCCUCGAAAAGGUUUUGGUUUGGGGAUUGGGGUUUGAGUUUUGUUUAUUUACCUCUUCUCUAACAUGGCACUCGCCACGCAAAUACUCCUCGAUCGAUCAGCUGAACCUUUCUGUUCGGAAUCUGAAAUUUCUUGAACCUGUGGAAGUUCUCCACCUCCCAAUGGACGGCAUUAGGUUGCAUUUCUGAGAUUGUUUCAAGAUCUUUUUAGAAGCAAUAGCUGAAACCUGGUUCUUUCUGAGGAAUAAUGGCGAUGGCAUCAACCGCAAAGGUAUGUCUAGGCAGUAUCGCAUUUGGAUUUUUCUGGAUGUUAGCUGUUUUCCCUGCAGUGCCUUUCCUACCCAUCGGAAGAACUGCUGGUGCUCUCUUCGGCGCCAUGCUCAUGGUUAUCUUCCGCGUCAUAUCGCCCGACGAAGCUUACGAAUCCAUUGAUCUCCCCAUACUCGGUCUUCUCUUCGGAACCAUGGUCGUCAGCGUCUACCUGGAAAGAGCCGACAUGUUCAUCUACCUCGGUAAAUUGCUCUCAUGGAAGAGCAGAGGAGGCAAGGAUUUGCUCUUUCGUGUCUGUCUCGUCUCCGCAUUUGCGAGCGCUCUGUUCACCAACGACACUUCCUGUGUCGUUCUCACCGAAUUCAUUUUAAAAAUCGCAAGGCAAAAUAAUCUACCCCCUCAACCCUUCCUCUUAGCCCUAGCUUCCAGCUCCAACAUUGGCUCCGCUGCAACUCCCAUCGGUAACCCUCAAAACCUAGUUAUCGCUGUUCAAAGCAAGAUUUCAUUUGAGAAAUUCCUGCUCGGAAUCUUUCCUGCUAUGCUAUUGGGCGUGCUCGUCAAUGCCACCGUUCUCCUCGCCUACUUUUGGAAUCUUCUAUCCGUCGAAAGGGAUCAAGAAGUUGUAGAAGAAGCAGGAGACUUGUUUGCUGAGAACGAUGUGAUUUCUCACCGUUUCUCGCCCGCAACAAUGUCGCAUCUUAGUUACGCAAACUCCGAGGAACUCAAUUCCACCACCCUUGAACAGAUCCCAUCGCCAGUCAUGGAUUCUGGUCCAUCUAAUUCUACAAGAAGCAGACUUAGUGGAGGAAUGGAACCUGCGAGGAAUUCGAGCUCAUCAAUGGAAGCACUUGGAAGUACUGGAAUCUCGCAGAGAAGGGAGGAAGGAUCCUCCACAAGAAGAUAUUCUAGAAAUAUGAGCAGCCAUAGUAUUGAUUCUUCGAGAGAAACUUCUUCGUCUUACUCUUUAGAAGAGAAGGAUAGUGCAGCUGAGAAGUGGAAGAGGUGGAUGUGGAAGACGAGCGUUUAUGCGGUUACCAUUGGAAUGCUGAUUUCUCUUUUAGUUGGGCUCAACAUGUCGUGGACUGCAAUUACUGCUGCUCUUGCUCUGGUGGCUCUUGAUUUCAAGGAUGCUCGUCCUUGCUUAGAAAAGGUAAUUUACAGCUUAACU
Molecule: messenger RNA, 1686 nt
Organism: Phalaenopsis equestris
Lineage: Eukaryota; Viridiplantae; Streptophyta; Magnoliopsida; Asparagales; Orchidaceae
Product: putative transporter arsB
Exons: 1
Biological process (GO): transmembrane transport
Cellular component (GO): membrane
Source: RefSeq, a predicted model, not a curated record